Molecule: messenger RNA, 2086 nt
Organism: Lolium perenne
Lineage: Eukaryota; Viridiplantae; Streptophyta; Magnoliopsida; Poales; Poaceae
Product: putative disease resistance protein RGA3
Molecular function (GO): ADP binding
Source: RefSeq, a predicted model, not a curated record
UUACAGGUAUUUGAAGAUUGCACUUGCCUGCCACAUACAGAUAUGGCGUAGCCCAUGUCGAUGAUGGUGCUGGGACGCUGGCACAACCCUCCUGGUGGCCAGCGAUGGAAUUGGCCUUCUGAUCCUUUUAGCACCUUUUUAGGAUCGGGUGUUAGAGUAUUUUUGAGGUUUCACGUAAGUGACAGACUUUCCCGCAAGGGGCAUAACCUCCUAUUUAUACUUGGUGCUAAGGGAACAGGGACCAAACCAGAUUCGUUGGGUGGUGCCUCCGAUCAAGGCACCAACGUUAGUGAGAGGACUUGGUCUCCCUCCUUAUUCUCUCGGUUUGUUAUACCGUGAGAUCAUAUUCCAACAUAUUACUCUCACGAAGAACUCCUGGGGGUUCUCAAAUACACAUACAUGGAGGUAAUAUUAUCAGCUGCUUUGGGUGAGCUUGGCAGUAGAUCCAUAUCUUUCCUCGUAGACAGAUACCUGAAGCAGACGGCAGCGCCAACUGAGGCGCAGAGGCUGUGCAACCUGCAGCGUCUGCUGCUGCGGCUUCGUGUCAUCGUCGAGGAGGCAGAUGGCCGGCUCGUGACAAACCAGGCCAUGCUUCAUCAACUCAGAAUAAUGAAGAAGGAGAUGUACAGGGGAUAUUUCACCCUCGACCUCUUCCGUUGCCGAGCCCAUGGAGAAGACAGGACAAAAGAUCACGAGGUCAAUUACUCCUUUGCGCAAUCUGAGUUCAAUCCUGCCAAGCGUGUAUGUUUCUGCAGUGCCAACAAUGAAGGUGCGGCUCGAGCUGAGCUUCUGGAGAAAGUUAUUGGCAACAUAAGGGACACCAUUGAAGAUGCAAGUGAGUUUGUCAUGUUUCUACGGGGAUGCCCACGUUUGCACCGUGAGCCAUACACCAUGUAUCUCCUGUUGGACAAGUGCAUGUUCGGACGCUAGAUGGAGAUGGAACAAAUCAUGAACUUCCUGUUGCAGACUGAGAGGGCCCCCAGUGCCUCUGAAGAUCCGGCUGUCCUGCCCAUCAUCGGUCCGGUGAGAGUUGGAAAGAGCACCCUAAUCGAGCACGCUUGUGACAAUCAAAGGGUGCGCAACCACUUCUCUCAGAUUUUGCGUUUCAGUGGCGAUGACCUUAAGGAUGCAAGUUUAGAGACCCUGAGAGAUGGAGGUAGAAUCAAGCAUCAAAACCAUGGUAUGGGCGGUGGAAGGACACUGAUCAUCAUUGAGGUAGUUUUGGAUAUCGAAGAGUCUGCAUGGAAAAUAUUGUAUUCAGCUGCUAGAAGUUGCAUCGUGAGCGGCAGUAAGAUCAUAGUCGCUAGCCGGUCUGACAAGAUCGCAAGUUUUGGAACCACACAGCCUAUCAGACUGCAGUUCUUUACACAAGAAGCAUACUGGUACUUCUUCAAGGCGCGUACUUUUGGGAGCACGAGGGUGGAGGACCACCCGAAGCUCGCAGCCAUGGCCAUGGACAUUGCCGGGCUGAUGAAUAAGUGCUUCAUGGGUGCAGCCAUUUUCACUGGACUACUGAAAGCAAACUUUAACCUCCAUUUCUGGAGCAUGGCCCUUGAAUUCCUCAGGAAUAUCAGGCAGAAGAAUAUCUUGCUAUAUGGCGAACGUUUUGCUAAUGGUUGGCAGUUCGAGGAGCCCGUAUAUCUUAGGAGAGCAAAGAAAACUUCUUCUGAAUGCUUCGCAAUUUUUGCUAUUUACCAAGCUUGUUCUGAUGACACUGAACCUGAAGAUCUCGAGAUGGUUAGCGUGCAAGACCUCUGCUUUGGAAGUGUUAGGCCUCAAGGAAAUUUCAAGGUCCAUGCGUGGACAUCUCAUUUGCCGCCUCACUACAACUACAUGUUCCACUGUGGGAUACAGAGGCCAGAGCGUAUGGUCGCCAACAUGACGAGACACAAGUAGAAUGGUAUGGUCUUUACUGAAAUGCGUAACUUCAUUUUUUGAAUCUUUUUAGAGAAUUGGGAGGUGCUAUAACCUUUUACUUAUAGGACCUUUAUUGGUCGUAAUGUAAGUAACUUUAGAAAUUGCAUUGGUUAGGCGUGCUGACUAUUAAGAAACCAGGGAAUAAAUACCUUUUUCUAACUGCUGAACA